Molecule: messenger RNA, 2521 nt
Organism: Toxorhynchites rutilus septentrionalis
Lineage: Eukaryota; Metazoa; Arthropoda; Insecta; Diptera; Culicidae
Gene: Pink1
Product: serine/threonine-protein kinase Pink1, mitochondrial
Exons: 7
Coding region: 183-2321 (712 amino acids)
Biological process (GO): autophagy of mitochondrion; regulation of apoptotic process; positive regulation of mitochondrial fission
Cellular component (GO): mitochondrion
Molecular function (GO): ATP binding; protein serine/threonine kinase activity
Source: RefSeq, a predicted model, not a curated record
AAUGAAAGAACUGUCAUAUAAAACCAAAAAUAAACGAGAUAAUUCGACUGAUGCGGAGAAUACUGCGGAAGAUAUAAACAUUUCAGAACGGUCAUACGAAAAAUACUUAUAUUUUGAAGUUUAAGAAGUAUACAGGAGGAAAAUUGAACAAUUAAAUACGAUUCUGGUAUUACGCAAACAAAAUGUCGUUCAGGCUGUUAACGACACGAAUUUUUAAACAUGGUCGACUACUGGUUCAAAGCUACUUGAAGCGAGACCUACACAUCAACAUUCUGGACAACGGUCGUAAUCGAAGGAUCCCCAGUGCAUUAAAAGUCAGUGAUACCUUUAAUCGGCCUAAUCCAGGCAGAGUAAACCAUGCACCACAGUUUCGAAGCAAUAGCUUUCUGAGAUUUGGUAGUCAAGCUCGUCAGUUAUUCGUCGAUAGUGUUCUAAAUAGAGUCACAAAUCCAGAUUCGUCCAAACUCCGAUCCCAAGCUGCUAAAAGACUUAUGUUCGGCGAUUCAACGCCGUUUCUAUCAUUGGUUGGAGUAAGCCUUGCAUCAGGAGAUGGCAUUCUCACAAAAGAAGACGAAUUGGAAGCAGUAUGUUGGGAAAUAAGAAAUGCAAUGUCUAAGUUUCAAUCCAAGAUCGGUGAGCUGGAGAUAGAGAAACGUCUUGAUGAUGAAUUUGGUUUGAAUAAAUUAGAUAUUGGACCACCGUUGGCGAAAGGAUGUUCAGCCGUAGUUUACGCAGCUGCCUUGAAGGAAGAAGAAGCACGGGCUGCCACUGUGGAGACUUCAACUGCAAACGAAGAUCAUCUCGACCUUGCGCCAGAUGUUCAACAGUUCAAUUUUUUCGACCAGAGCUUGGAAAAAUAUGGGCCUAUUUUCGGCAGUAGUGUGGAUGAUUUAUGCGUCAGGUCCAACAUGGAUCGCCUGCUCGGUUUAAAAGAAAAUUACUCAAAAUCCAGAUAUUCACAGGAAACGGCUGUUAGUAAUUUGAACCGCAGACAAAGGUCUUUUGAGAAUAUUUUGGAAAGUGAUGGAAAAAAUCAUAGGAAAUUCAGUGCAUAUUUCGACAGUGGAAAUGUCGCAAAACACAACUUCAGAUUGUUGUCGGAAGUAAUUGAUGGGUUUGCCGAUUCCAGACACAUCAAAGAUAAAGUAUUGUCGCCGCCUCACGAGCGUGAAAAAGAUGCAAGCAUAGAGCAUUACCCUCUUGCGCUUAAAAUGAUGUUUAAUUACGAUAUACAAAGCAAUGCGAUGGCAAUUUUGAAGGCAAUGUACAACGAAACAGUACCAGCUAAGAAGAGAAACACUUCGGGGACAGAUGAUUGGGAAAAAUUUUUGAUCGAAAAAACAGCACAUUUACCACCCCAUCCAAAUGUCGUUCAGAUGUAUGGAGUUUUUUGCGAUGAGAUACCCCACUUGCAAUUGUCGAAUUCUCUUUACCCGAUGGCUCUACCACCACGCUUGAACCCUCAGGGCUAUGGGCGCAAUAUGAGCCUGUUUCUAUUGAUGAAACGAUAUAAUUGCAGCUUGUAUGAUUAUCUUCCACAUAAUGAUUCACUUGAUAUGCAUACCAGAGUUCUGCUAUUCGCACAAUUGUUAGAAGCCGUAGCUCAUUUGAAUCGUUAUGGCAUCGCGCAUCGUGAUUUGAAAAGCGACAAUAUAUUGAUUGAAACUCCACCGAAUAUGCCGCCGAUAUUGGUUUUAUCAGAUUUCGGUUGCUGCAUUGCGGACAAAUCCAAUGGAUUGCAUAUUCCGUACACAUCUAACCAAAUAGAUAAAGGCGGAAAUACGGCACUUAUGGCUCCAGAGAUCAUAAACAAACAACCUGGAACAUUUUCCGUUUUGAACUACUCCAAAUCGGAUCUAUGGGCGUGCGGUGCAAUUGCGUACGAAAUCUUUGGAUCCACCAAUCCGUUUUACCAGAGCGAGGAUAAAUCCAAAUCACUUAGGAAUGUUAACUAUAGCAUGGAAGAGCUUCCUCCAUUACCUCAAAAGGUUCCGCAAAUCGUGAAGAAGUUGAUAGAAAACAUACUUGAAAAACAUCCAGCGAAGAGAUUGAGUUCCGAUGUAGCGGCUAAUGUUAUGCAGCUCUUUCUGUGGUCCCCGUCUUCCUGGCUCAAGAGCAACUCUAACCCAUCGAGCAAUGAAGUGCUGCAGUGGCUGUUGAAUCUUACCACCAAGAUUCUAUGCGAAAACUGUUUCCAACCAGGCAACGAGACAAUCGGUCGACGUGCUUACACGGAAUAUUUACUGAUUUCCAGUUUCUUGGUGCGUGCACGAGUACGGCGAAUAAAACGCGCCCUUGAGUGGAUUCAUGCUAUAGAAUGAACGAUUUGUAAAUAUUGAAAUGUAGAAUCUUAUUACAUCAGCAGAUUGAUAUAUUAAAAGUGUUUGUUUGAAACCAUAUGCAAAUGUGACAAUCUGCUUCUAGAUGAUGAUAAUGCAAUCUAUAAUAAGUGUCAAAAACUGAUGCACUACAAUUAUGAGAUACCGUAAAUUUACAAAUAUAAAGUCAUAAUAUAAAGAAA